AUGGUCACGUGGUUCCUGUCCAUGUGGAUCUCCAACACGGCCACCACAAUCAUGAUGAUGACCAUCGUCCAGGCCUUGCUCCAGCAGUUCAAGGACAUGAACAGUCAGGAGGUCUUGAGCAAGAAAGACAAAGAAAGAGCCGAUGCCGAGUUUUCUAGACUGAGCAAGGCGCUCUCUCUGACGAUCGCCUACUCGGCCAACAUCGGAGGUAUCGCCAGCCUGACAGGCACUGGAACUAAUUUAAUACUGUAUGGAGCCGCACAAAAAGUAUUUGAAGACGUCGGCCUCAGGUCUCCCAUCACAUUCAGCAGCUGGCUUAUCUAUGGCCUGCCUCUGUCUCUUAUACUUGUCUUCAUCAUGUGGCUCUGGAUGGUUGCUGUUUUUCUCAGAUGCAGAGGAGGGUGUCUGUGUUGUUGCUGUGCUCCAGAAGCCAACAAGAAAAAACUGGAGAAGGUCAACGCCAUGAUCAGAGAUGAGUACAACAACUUGGGACCUAUCACAUACGAACAAGCCACAGUGUCUAUAACGUUUGUAUUGCUACUGGUUGCUUGGAUCACUCGUGAUCUUGGAAGUACUGGCGGCUGGGCAAUGUUUUUUCCCCCUGGAGAUGUAUCAACAACAACUGCAAUACGACUCUUGGAGCCUCAUCUCUUUGUACUUGUUUUAUGUGGUGAAGUAAGGAUAGAAAACCAAAAGUUCUCAAAUAAAUCUGAUUUGUGA
Physella acuta is the source of this 720-nucleotide messenger RNA. Its product is annotated as Na(+)/citrate cotransporter-like. Gene Ontology annotation, biological process: transmembrane transport. Gene Ontology annotation, cellular component: plasma membrane. The record is from RefSeq and is a predicted model, not a curated record. Gene Ontology annotation, molecular function: transmembrane transporter activity. NCBI's taxonomy places the organism in Eukaryota, Metazoa, Mollusca, Gastropoda, Physidae.